This is a messenger RNA of Trichoderma aggressivum f. europaeum, 297 nucleotides long. RefSeq lists its product as uncharacterized. Lineage: Eukaryota; Fungi; Ascomycota; Sordariomycetes; Hypocreales; Hypocreaceae. The transcript has a single exon. The record is from RefSeq and is a predicted model, not a curated record. Bases 1 to 297 code for a protein of 98 amino acids.
AUGGCUCCAAGACGAGCAGCCGCCGAUGCCUCACCGAGCCCGUUUCGCCGACUCCGGCUCCAGGCAGACCAUCCUCUCCGACGCCACCGGAUAUCCCGUCGCAAAGUCCGUACGCCCUCUAUAAGAGAAAUUCGGCGCAUUGAAAUCCUCUCGGAAGCAUGUGUAUCGGCUGCAAAGGAAGAGACCGAUCAUGAGACCGAGACCGAGACGGAAACCGAAACACGGUGGGAGAGAAGCACUCGUGGAGAUGCCAAGGCGUUGUGGGUGGAACAGCUGUAUCGUUAUGAGGAGUUGUGA